Molecule: messenger RNA, 6575 nt
Organism: Xiphophorus hellerii (green swordtail)
Lineage: Eukaryota; Metazoa; Chordata; Actinopteri; Cyprinodontiformes; Poeciliidae
Gene: sorcs2
Product: sortilin-related VPS10 domain containing receptor 2
Exons: 27
Coding region: 1-3336 (1111 amino acids)
Cellular component (GO): membrane
Molecular function (GO): protein binding
Source: RefSeq, a predicted model, not a curated record
AUGGGAACUCUGCGCCCGGAACGAGCGGCCGCCGCGAGCCUCUGCAUCUUCCUGCUGACCGCCGCGGCGGUGUGGACGGCGCUGCCCGGAGCCGUGCAGGGGGACAGCGGGUCUUUUAGCCGGCGCGGCGGUAGCGGGGAGGAUCGGACGUCUGACGCGGGCGGCGGCGGUGGCGGGGAGCCCCGCGCCAGGAGAGCCGUGUCCUGGGAUAAACGGAUGUCCCUGCUCAGCAGCUCGUUUGUGCUGAAAGGAGAUGCGACGCACAACCAGGCGAUGGUCCACUGGACGGGAGAGAACAGCAGCGUCAUCCUGAUCCUGACCAAGUAUUACCAUGCCGACUCAACCAAGGUGUUGGAGAGUUCGUUGUGGAGGUCCACUGAUUAUGGGACGACCUACACCAAACUCAACCUGAUCCCAGGGACAACCAUCGUGGUGACCAGUUUCUACAUCUGUCCAACCAACAAGAAGAAGGUGGUCAUGGUGGGCUCGUCCAUCAACGAACGAGAUCAGAUGCUCUUCAUCAGCACAGACGAGGGCUCCUCCUUCCAACGGCAGGCGGUCGCCUUCACACCAGAGACCGUCAUCUUCCACCCAAAGGAGGAAGACAAGCUGCUGGCGUACUGCAAGGACGGACGGCUCUUCGCUUCAACCGAUCUGGGCCGCAAGUGGACUUUACUUCAAGAGAGGGUGACCAAGGACAGAAUAUUCUGGUCUGUGUCUGGUGUGGAUUUGGACCCUGAUCUGGUGCACAUGGAAAUGCAAGAUUCAAGUGGAGGCCACCUCUACGUUACCUGCCUCAUCCAGAACUGUUCGGACAAAAUGCUGACCGCCCAGUUUCUGGGUAGAAUUGAUCACAAUUCGCUGCUGGUGCAAGACGACUACAUAUUUGUAAAGGUCACAACAGGUAACCGCACCAAGCACUAUGUGUCCUAUCGGCGCAAUGAGUUCGUCCAGAUGAGGUUUCCCAAGUAUGCCCUGCCGAAGGAUGUUCAGAUAGUGAGCACAGACGAGAGCCAGGUGUUCCUGGCCCUCCAGGAGUGGUACCAGUCGGACACGUACAACCUGUACCAGUCGGACUCGCAGGGCGUCUACUACUCCAUGAUCCUGGAGAACGUCCGCAGCACCAAGCAGCCGGAGGAGAGCGUCCUCAUCGACAUCCUGGAGGUGCGUGGGGUGAAAGGCGUCUUCCUUGCCAAUCAGAAGGUCGACGGAAAAGUGACGACUCUCAUCACCUUCAACAAGGGGCGGACCUGGGAACCCCUGGCCCCGCCCGCCACGGACAUGAACGGCAAGCCAGUCAGCUGCAAAGUACCGGAUUGCCACCUCCACCUCCACCUGCGCUGGGCCGACAAUCCCUACGUCUCUGGCACCGUCCACACUAAAGACUCGGCUCCGGGCCUCAUCAUGGGCGCUGGUAACCUUGGCUCCAAACUCGUAGAGUAUAAGGAGGAGAUGUACAUCACUUCAGACUGUGGGAAGACAUGGAGACAGGUGUUUGAAGAGGAGCAUCACAUCCUGUAUCUGGACCAUGGUGGAGUCAUUGUUGCCAUCAAGGACACUUCUAUUCCCCUCAAGAUACUGAAGUUCAGCAUUGAUGAAGGCAGAACCUGGAACAUUCACAACUUCACCAGCACGUCUGUGUUCGUCGACGGACUCCUGAGCGAACCAGGAGACGAAACUCUGGUUAUGACUGUGUUUGGCCACAUCAGCUACAGGUCGGACUGGGAGCUGGUCAAAGUGGACUUCAGGCAGUCUUUCCCCCGUCAGUGCACUGAGUUGGAUUAUGAGUCCUGGCAGCUCACAGACCUGCAGGGGGAAAAGUGCAUUAUGGGACGAGAGCGGACCUUCAGGAAGCGGAAGGACAGCGCGUUCUGCAUGAAAGGAAAGAGCUACACCUCGGCUCUCACCGCCACGCCCUGCCAGUGCACCGACAGCGACUUCAUCUGUGAUUACGGCUUUGAGCGCUCCUACACGGAGGGCGAUCGAUGCUUCCCGGACUUCUGGUUUGAUCCCGAAUCUCCCCCAGAGAGCUGCCACCUCGGACAAAACUACCAGUCUAGCACUGGCUACAGGAAGGUGAUAUCGAACUCUUGCGAGGGAGGCCUCGACAAACAGCAGAGCGCCAAACAGCACAGCUGUCCUCUGCUGCCCCCUAAAGGUCUGAAGGUCAGCAUUAAAGGCCAGAUGCUGGCCGUGGCCCCUGGCGAUGACAUCACGUUCAUCGUCCACCAGGAGCAGGGCGACACGAGCAGCACCAGGUAUCAGGUGGACCUCGGCGACGGCGUUCGAACAAUUUACCAGAACCUGACGGUGACCGACGAGCCCAUCCAGCACCGCUACGAAAAGCCCGGCGUUUACAAGGUGACGGUGAAGGCGGAGAACAUUGCGGGACAUGACGAGGCCACCAUGUACAUCCAGGUCACAGAGCCUCUGCAGGAAGUUCACCUGGAAGCGGUUCCCAUUGCCAGGAGAAACCAUGUAGUCAACCUGACGGCCAUAGUUCUUCCCACUACAGCCAACCUGACCGUCUUCUACUGGUGGCUCGGCGACGGCCCUAAGCCCAAACUGACCCUCCAGAACAGCCUUUUGACCCGUUUCCCCGAGAGCGGAGAGGUUUCCGUCACCGUCCAGGCGUCCAACGGCCGAUCCAUGGUGCAGGACACAAAGAUCGUCAGAGUCUAUGACAACUUCCAAGUCAUCCCGCUGAGCUUCAGCAGGAACCUGGACCGUUUCAACCCCAACAUCCCGGAGUGGAGGGACGACGUCGGCCAGGUGGUCACCAAGCUCCUAGCCAAGACCACAGGCGUACCUCAGGACUCUCUGGUUACCGUGGUGAACCCAGGCCUCCCCACGACGGCCGACCUGUACGUGUUGCCGCUGGACUCCAAACCAGCCAAGGGCAGCGUAUUAGUAGAUAAGCGUAUCCCAGCGGUGGUUCAAGCGGUCAGCGACAAGAACAUCAGCUUCAUGGUCCGAGGCGGUCUGCGGGUGUUGGUGAUGUUGGCCGACCCGAACGCAGGCUACCACGGAGCAGCCGGAGGUCCAGGUGUCUGGGCGCUGGCUGUCAUAUUCCUAAUAAGCGUCGUUGGCACUGGCUCGUUCAUUCUGUACAAGUUUAAAAGAAAGCUCCCCGGCAACCGCAACAUCUACGCCCAGAUGCACAACGAGAAGGAGCAGGAGAUGACCAGCCCCGUCAACCACAGCGAGGACACGCAGCACAUCAUCCAGGGCGAGGAGUUCAUCGACGACGACCUGGACUCGCAGACUCUAGGCAACCACUCGGGUGUGAUCCUGAGCAUCAACUCCAGAGAAUUACACGGUUACCUGAGCAGCUGAUGGCUGACAGGGCAACGCUGACGGGCUAGCCCAGCCUAGCCGAGCCAGCUAACAAGCACAGGGACUCUGACUUCCUCUUCCUCCCCUCCCCCGCCUCUCUCUCUAUCUCUCUCUCUUUUUUUGUUUUUCCAUCCACGUUGGAGACAUCAGAUCUACCCGACAGCCUCUUCCAACCCAACGUUUCGGCGAUCUGUUUGAAUUUUUUUGUAUUCCACGUCCCUUUCUUCUCCUUUUCAGUUCAUCUCAGCUCUGAAGAAGUGUUUAAGGUUCACCUGUUAAUUUAUGUAUCAGUGCUUCAAAAAUGUGCUGAAGUAGCACAACCUCCCUUACUGGUUUUAACUGAUAAGAUGGUUGAUCGGUGCAGGCCAGCAGCGACUGAAAUCAGGCCUCGCAAAAGUCUUACCUUUACCUAAACCUUUAUUAUUAAUAUUUGUCAUGUUGCAGCUAUGAACUUCAGUGUAUUUUAUUGGGCGUUUAUGACACAAAGUAGCGUAUAUCCUCCUGACUACCAUGAAAAAGAGUUUUUUUCUUGUUUUUUUUUUACUUUCCAAAUUGUGUGGAUAUUUGAACUACGGGUAGUCACGAGGAUGUUUGUGAAGUAGAAAGAAAUGAUACACGACUUUUAAUUUUUUAAAGAUCAAACAAAUCGAUUAUUUGCAAAACCACAUUUUUCUACAAGGUUACAUGGAGAACAUCUGUGAGAAGAAAAGCUUCUCCAUUUGACUUAAAUCGUUACUUGGACUGGGCCACUCUUAACGUGUGAGUGUGCGUUCCUGUAAACCGUCCCGUUGUAGCUUCAGUGGUAAGAAGAACGUCUUCCCUAAUGUCACAGGCUGUUUUCAAAGCCUACGAUUUUUUUUGUCGCCGUUUUUAUCUGCUCCAGUCUUUCCCUUUGCGGCGUCCCCCACAGCAUGACGCUGCCACCGCCAUGUUUCCUGCUGGCGCGAUCAGAGAGAUGAAUUGUUUUCCUUCUACUUCACAUUACGCAACAAUUUAAGUUGGUGUGUUAAUAAUACAUUGAAGUUUGUGGUUGUAAUGUGCCCAAAUAUAGAGCUUUGAAGGGGUAGAAAUACUUUUCCGAGGCACUGUAUGGUUAUGUUUGAGCCAUGCUGGGGUAGUGAUGUUAAAUGAAAGAUGAGCCCGCUUUUAGUCCUUUACUUACUUUUCUUCUCCCCCAAAGUUAGCACUCCUCUCUUUUUACAAGGCAAUAAUAAUCUCAAUGGAAUGUACAGUAUAAUAAAAACCCUUGUGAACUUGCAUCUGAAGGGAAUAAGCAUGCAAACACAAGAGGGCGGUGUUGCACUUUUUUGGAAUUUCCACUCACAGGUACUUCUCACCUCCUUGGGACUACACCAUUAUGUCCACAUAGCUUUGAUCUUUCUUCCCCCCCCCCCUUUUCUACGUCACCAUUGUUCCGGAUCCUUGUUUAAAAUCGUAUGAAUAUCGAUGUGCGGUGUUUCAAUUGAGUAUCGGCUCUCGUCUGUCCCAUGGUGCCUAAGACGGCAGACUUCGAUCUGCUCUGUGACAUUUCUCUGCCAUCGUGUUAUUUGUGUUUUAACUCUCCCGCGGUCUCGGGAGGAGCGCGGUCAAACAGCGGGGCGGGAGGGGCGACGAGAGGUUCCCGAAACCAUAAACACACACACAAAACGUAAAAAGGUCGCGCGUGGAGUCGCCGCACAGGGUAAAAAGCUCGCGGCUUCUCAAUCGGCCCCAUUUCUGACCGCGGGAGCGUUAAAAAUGAAAAGAAGAAGAAGAAGAAAAAAGAAUGGCCCUUUCUGUUCCUCCUCCUUACACGUUGUGGGUCGGAGCGGACUCUGUCCCCUGGAGACGAAGGUUGCGACAUGAGGAGAAAGGGGGGGGGUAAGUCGACGUAUUCUGUAUCAGCCUAUAUUAGGCGUAGCCCACGGUGAAAUCUUGUCUCUUUAAAGGUUUGGUUUUGUUGUAUGUAAAUGUGUAAAUAUGAACAGCGAUUUCCACUUUGUAUAUAUUCCCAUCAACGUGUGUGUUUGUGUUUUACACGACUACCAAAAUAAAUCUUUUUUUUCCCCCCCUUUCUCCUUCUGCGUUGAUUCGCCAAUGGCUUUCCUAAUGACGAUAUUAAAAACAAAUGUUUUCGGUUUCGAUGUCAUCGCUUGCUUUCCCUGUAUCCAUUUUCAAUAUGACUGUUUUCGGAUCAGGAAUAUUUCACACUUAUCGCUAACUGGAAGUAAGACUGUCAUCUCCAAAAGGCGCUGACAGCUACUGUAUACAGUCAUUAUUAUGUAUAUGGAUAUUUUUGAUACACAAGCUCAUUUUCUUUUUCUGUUGACCUCUUGCUGAUGACUUUUUGUGCGAUUGCUGGCACUAACUGGUUUUACGAAGUAUGACACAGUCCAACGAAAACCUUACAUUUGAAGGCCUUUGCAGACCACCAAUAACCAGCAGCAGCUGCGUUUCCACUGACCAUAACAUUUUGAAUUAGAAAAAUAAAUUCGCUUAAUGGAAACGCGAAAAAUUUAGAGAAAGAAAAGAAAAAAAAUCAUGUUUUUUGCUAGAAAACACUGGAACUAUGAUGAGGUGGUCUUCUGACCAAACUAUGAAAAAUAUUAUUUCACAACACUGCAAUGGAAAAACAUUUUUUUACCCAUCACAUGAUUUAUGUUAUCAAUAACCGGAUGUUACAACUGAUGGAAAAGACGAAGAAGUGGUAGAAAGUUGAUGGCACAGAAUGUUUUUUUUAAUAAACAAACUUAAUUUACUUGAUUUAAACUGCUUUCUUAUUUAACGGAAACACCAAAAUUGUGAAGUUGUCAGUGUUUUUUUUUUUUUUAGACAUUAGCUAACAUUAGGUUUUGCGCACAUCUGUUACGGAAACGCAGCUACUGUUGUCACGACCACUCUUGGGGUUUAUCACGUAUUGAAUACGGCACAUUACAUUCGCUUGUUUACACCUUAGAUCAUCUUUUGUACAUAUAUUCUGCUCAUGUUCCAGUUAGUUUUCGUAGUGAGGUGUCGUCAUUGUAUCAAUGUUCCUUUAAGCAAGAAGGGGGGAACGUGAGGGGUUGUGAUAUUCCACUGUAUUAGUCCAGUGAGUUUCACGGAUGAUGACACUGACGUUGUGAUUUGUACCACGCUGCUUUUUUCUUUGGUUGCGUUUUCUAUUCGCUGGUUUGUUUGAUCUCUUCGUUUGUGUGCUGUCUCUUCAGGAAGCCUAAUGCACUGAACCUGCAUCCUGAAAUAAAUCACUCCCAUAACUUGUA